UUUCACAGCCUCAGAAAAUACAACAUCAUACGUAGGCUAGACUAUGAACCACACCAUGUUUUCGCAUAUCUCAAAUUAACUUACUUUUAUUUAUUAUCUAAACAAACAAACAAAUUAGCAAAUAUGCCCAAACUAACGCUCAUCGAAUUGUGCUUCUGGCUUUAUGUGGCGCAAAAUGUGGUUUCCGGAGAUCUUUAUCAUGAAGUGGGAGGUGAGCUCGUGUUGACGCCGGACAAGUCCACAGUGCCUAACUCCAUCACAAGCAUCCUAUGGAAGCAUGAGAAGUACAAGGUGGCAGAGUGGGACAAGGAUUUUGGUGGUCUGGACAUCUAUGGUGCCUUCAAAGAGCGUACAACCCUGGACCAGAAUACUGGAGAGCUGAGAAUCAGUGGAUUGAUGACAACAGACAGUGGAGUUUAUUCUGUGGAGUUCAACAGCAAACUACUUGACAAGACAUAUAAACUCUCUGUUAUCAAGGCAGUCCCCAAACCCACCAUCACUUCCUCCUGUAACCCAGACAAAACCUCCUGCACUCUGACCUGUGAAGGUGACACCACUGAUGCUGAACCAGUCACCUACAGCUGGAAAGUGGGAGAGGGGGCAUGGGAGGUCUUAGACAAACAGCUGAUUUUCUCUAAGAGCAACACUGGCAAAUCAAACAGCGGUUACAAUUACAUCUGCAAGCUGAAGAACGCUGUUAGUGGGGAAGUCAGUGAGCCAGUUGGAGAGGUGUUUGGUUCAGAGUAUCCUUAUCAUGAAGUGGGAGGUGAGCUCGUGUUGACGCCGGACAAGUCCACAGUGCCUGACUCCAUCACAAGCAUCCUAUGGAAGCAUGGGAAGUACAAGGUGGCAGAGUGGGACAAGGAUUUUGGUGGUCUGGACAUCUAUGGUGCCUUCAAAGAGCGUACAACCCUGGACCAGAAUACUGGAGAGCUGAGAAUCAGUGGAUUGAUGACAACAGACAGUGGAGUUUAUUCUGUGGAGUUCAACAGCAAACUGCUUGACAAGACAUAUAAACUCUCUGUUAUCAAGGCAGUCCCCAAACCCACCAUCACUUCCUCCUGUAACCCAGACAAAACCUCCUGCACUCUGACCUGUGAAGGUGACACCACUGAUGCUGAACCAGUCACCUACAGCUGGAAAGUGGGAGAGGGGGCAUGGGAGGUCUUAGACAAACAGCUGAUUUUCUCUAAGAGCAACACUGGCAAAUCAAACAGCGGUUACAAUUACAUCUGCAAGCUGAAGAACGCUGUUAGUGGGGAAGUCAGUGAGCCAGUUGGAGAGGUGUUUGGUUCAGAGUAUCCUUAUCAUGAAGUGGGAGGUGAGCUCGUGUUGACGCCGGACAAGUCCACAGUGCCUGACUCCAUCACAAGCAUCCUAUGGAAGCAUGGGAAGUACAAGGUGGCAGAGUGGGACAAGGAUUUUGGUGGUCUGGACAUCUAUGCUGCCUUCAAAGAGCGUACAACCCUGGACCAGAAUACUGGAGAGCUGAGAAUCAGUGGAUUGAUGAAAACAGACAGUGGAGUUUAUUCUGUGGAGUUCAACAGCAAACUGCUUGACAAGACAUAUAAACUGUCUGUUAUCAAGGCAGUCCCCAAACCCACAAUCACUUCUUCCUGUAACCCAGACAAAACCUCCUGCACUCUGACCUGUGAGGGUGACACCACUGAUGCUGAACCAGUCACCUACAGCUGGAAAGUGGGAGAGGGGGCGUGGGAGGUCUUAGACAAACAGCUGAUUUUCUCUAAGAGCAACACUGGCAAAUCAAACAGCGGUUACAAUUACAUCUGCAAGCUGAAGAACGCUGUUAGUGGGGAAGUCAGUGAGCCAGUUGAAGAGGUGUUUGGUUCAGAGUAUCCUUAUCAUGAAGUGGGAGGUGAGCUCGUGUUGACGCCGGACAAGUCCACAGUGCCUGACUCCAUCACAAGCAUCCUAUGGAAGCAUGGGAAGUACAAGGUGGCAGAGUGGGACAAGGAUUUUGGUGGUCUGGACAUCUAUGCUGCCUUCAAAGGCCGCACAACCCUGGACCAGAAUACUGGAGAGCUGAGAAUCAGUGGAUUGAUGAAAACAGACAGUGGAGUUUAUUCUGUGGAGUUCAACAGCAAACUGCUUGACAAGACAUAUAAACUGUCUGUUAUCAAGGCAGUCCCCAAACCCACCAUCACUUCCUCCUGUAACCCAGACAAAACCUCCUGCACUCUGACCUGUGAAGGUGACACCACUGAUGCUGAACCAGUCACCUACAGCUGGAAAGUGGGAGAGGGGGCAUGGGAGGUCUUAGACAAACAGCUGAUUUUCUCUAAGAGCAACACUGGCAAAUCAAACAGCGGUUACAAUUACAUCUGCAAGCUGAAGAACGCUGUUAGUGGGGAAGUCAGUGAGCCAGUUGGAGAGGUGUUUGGUUCAGAGUAUCCUUAUCAUGAAGUGGGAGGUGAGCUCGUGUUGACGCCGGACAAGUCCACAGUGCCUGACUCCAUCACAAGCAUCCUAUGGAAGCAUGGGAAGUACAAGGUGGCAGAGUGGGACAAGGAUUUUAGUGGUCUGGACAUCUAUGGUGCCUUCAAAGAGCGUACAACCCUGGACCAGAAUACUGGAGAGCUGAGAAUCAGUGGAUUGAUGACAACAGACAGUGGAGUUUAUUCUGUGGAGUUCAACAGCAAACUGCUUGACAAGACAUAUAAACUCUCUGUUAUCAAGGCAGUCCCCAAACCCACCAUCACUUCCUCCUGUAACCCAGACAAAACCUCCUGCACUCUGACCUGUGAAGGUGACACCACUGAUGCUGAACCAGUCACCUACAGCUGGAAAGUGGGAGAGGGGGCAUGGGAGGUCUUAGACAAACAGCUGAUUUUCUCUAAGAGCAACACUGGCAAAUCAAACAGCGGUUACAAUUACAUCUGCAAGCUGAAGAACGCUGUUAGUGGGGAAGUCAGUGAGCCAGUUGGAGAGGUGUUUGGUUCAGAAGGGAACCAUGAAGAAGAGCUUGGAGUGGGCAAGGGGGAGGCUGAUAAAGCAGCAGAGAAGACCUGAUUCAUCAAGUAUCAUUAAGCCCAAUCAAAUAUCCAAUGUCAUUAAAACAUGUAUCCCAAUUUACAGUCAAGCAACAUUUGUCAGUUGUGUUAAUGUUAUGAACUACAAACAAUCUAUGGUUCUUGGAGUCAAUGAAUCAAUUGAAAGUGACUACAAUUAGACAUUUUAAAACUGUCAGUAAAGAUGACAAAAAAAGUAAUCUGCUCUUAUGGUUCUGUUUACAUUUCUUUAGACACUUCAAUCCGACACUCUUGUUAAUGUUUGACGUCAGGCAAAACGUCUUCAGCCACCGAAGGACGGAGAGCCGCUGGUUGGCAUUUUUGACUGCAGUGUCUGUGUGGGUGUACCAGAAAAGGACGUUAGAAGUUAGGUCCCCAUGAUAUCGAAGCUUCUUACCAUCUCCACUGCAGCCCAGUCGAUAUCAAUUUUAAAAACUGGAACAAUAGAUAUCGUGUAGCAAAAAUGUCACUGGAACAACUCCAGUGUGCCUAUUCUCCCAACAAAUGUCAAUUAUACAUUUUCACAUAUGUCAGAGUGCAUUUUCUUUUACAGCUCUGCUUUCAACGCCAUCCUGACCCACAAACUGGUUAGCAGACUCAGGGCUCUGGGUGUAAACCCUGUAAUAACAAAUUAGAUUUUUUACAUUAUCACAAGAAUGUGUAUCCCCAGAAUGGACCCGACACUACCAUGGUACACCUGAUCACAAGUACAUGAAGGAGCUGUGGGACCUGACAUAAUGGUGAUAGGACAACAGUCUCAGCAUAAGCAAAACAAAGUAGAUGGUGGUACUUGACCGUUCUCCCAUCUACUGUACAUUGACAUGGAGAUGAUCAGCAGCUUCCAGUUCCUGGGUACCCUGAUAUCCUUUUCUGCCCUCAGUUACUUCACUCAAAGUCCCACUUGUGCUUCUCCACUACCCUCAAACUUGCGGCACCACGACCUAUGUACCAAGUACAGUGUGUUUUUAUUGCCAUAACAUGUAAAUGAAAUGUCCAUAUUUACUGUAAGAUGUAUUUAUGGUAACAUUGCACAUUGUAACAUAGUCCCUUGACAUACAUGACUUAACUACUUUGCAUAAUUCUCAGUUUACCCACUCUAAGAAAUCAUACAUAUAUUAAAGCUGCAUUAUGUAUUACUGUGUCCAAUU
Salvelinus namaycush (lake trout) is the source of this 4177-nucleotide messenger RNA. RefSeq lists its product as uncharacterized. The transcript has 12 exons. Bases 124 to 3030 code for a protein of 968 amino acids. The record is from RefSeq and is a predicted model, not a curated record. NCBI's taxonomy places the organism in Eukaryota, Metazoa, Chordata, Actinopteri, Salmoniformes, Salmonidae.